Messenger RNA from Stegodyphus dumicola, 1599 nucleotides. RefSeq lists its product as uncharacterized. Gene Ontology annotation, molecular function: muscle alpha-actinin binding; actin binding. Gene Ontology annotation, biological process: actin cytoskeleton organization; muscle structure development. Gene Ontology annotation, cellular component: adherens junction; filamentous actin; stress fiber. The record is from RefSeq and is a predicted model, not a curated record. Lineage: Eukaryota; Metazoa; Arthropoda; Arachnida; Araneae; Eresidae.
UCCCGUCGCGUGCGAAACGCUGACGCAACUGCAAAAUUCCGCGUAGGACGAACUCGGUCGAAGGAAACACACCUUCAGUACCGAAGGCUCGGUUCUUCGAGCCGGGCAGUACUUCCAUGUACCGUUUGCGAUAGUUAAGUGAGCCAAGAAACGCCUGGAGAUGACUUCCGGGAUAAUCAAUGUGACCCUCAACCGCGAUGGGCCAUCUACUCCGUGGGGUUUUCGACUCCAUGGGGGCAAGGAUAUCGGCUUUCCCCUGGUCAUCCAACGAGUAUUCCUGGGGAGUCCAUCGGAAGGUGAACUACAAAGAGGGGAUACCAUCCUUCAAGUUCAAGGCCGUGAUGCUGGGGACCUGACGCAUAUGGAUGCCUAUGACCUCAUCAAGGCUGCGGGCACAAGACUGCAGCUCCUCAUUCGCAGGUUACCUGGCGCUCCUCAAACCCCUACUACACCUAUAAGCCCGUUGCCAACAACCGAAGGCAUGCAUCCGUAUGCAAAGUUACUCCGGGAAACCGAAUCUUCACGAACACUACCGAGGGCUCCCAUGUUUCAGCCGAUGUCACCACCGAGAGCAACUCCUCAACCUCCUCAUCCAACUUAUCAACCCAUAAAGAAUUACAGCUAUUCGCCUUUGCCCACCACUCCUUUACCGGAUCGCACGCCAGUUGGAGGAUUUUUUACUCCAACUCCAAGAACCUUAGCUGAUGCAGAACUCAAGGAAUAUGUAGUAGAGAAGUAUAAAGAAAAAGAAGCCAUUACUCACCAGGGCUAUCGAACGUUGCCUUUGAUUGCUCCGAAGCCAAAGACACGGCACGAUAUUCCAAUGGGCUCCUACCUGCGACAUGUGCACGAUCCGAACUGGAAAGGAAGAUCAACAGUACAGCCGUCCAAACCUGUUUUUGUGAACAGUUUUCCAACGCCAACUUAUUCAACUAUAGGAACGUACACAGCAAAACCCAAGGCUCUGCCCCCAGGAGCUCCCACUUUCGAGCGCCCCUUAGACGAAAGUUCUCAGCUAGUUCACCAUCAAUACAACUCUCCUCUCUUUCUUUAUUCGCAGAAGAACGUCGAAGAAACGAUUAAAGAACAAACUGGGGUUAACUCCCCCAGCCUCACGAAACCUAAGCUUACUGUUGGAAAUCCUGCAUCGUCCACGCAAGGUCCAUUGUCGCCUGGAACACCCGGCACUCUGGCACCGGCUAAACCUGGUACCAAGCUAACAAAUAUCGUGGACAUCACGCUGUCCCCCACCUUCCAGAUGCUUCAAGAGGAGGAAAAGAGGAGAUCCGCCAGUCCAGAAGUCAGGACUCCGACUAUGCCACGUAGGGCUCCAGGCCCAGCUGUGACAGAAGUUCGAGGUCCUAAGCCUUACGGUUUCGAAGAACGAAUCAACGCUUUCGGAUGUCCAAAAGAGGUCAUUCAUCAAUCAGGGAGCUUCAAGACGCUGAUGUCUGCUUUGUCCAACCCUGAACAAGCAUGAUGCCCAAAUGUGUGCCUGACAUGAUGAAUUUCUUUCUUUAUUGUUGAAAAUGAAUCUGCAGCACUCUGCUUCUUGCUUCCCUCGUUUUUGCCUAUUAUUAAAUUUGAAAAAAAAAAGCA